AUGUCGACUGGAAUAAAUAACGCCGAUUACCUCUUGGGGUACCACUCCAUCCCCGAGCCGAUCAAUGCAGCCAUUGUCAACGUUCCUCUCCAUCGUCUGAAAGAACUGUUUCCCGGCAUUCAACGCUUUACGGCUAUGGCUGUCAUAUUUUCCUACCACCCAGAUAGCCCAUCCAAGCGAAGAGCUCUGUUGAUUAAGCGAAACGGCAAGGAAAGCUCAUGGGGUAAUUCCUGGGAGACAGGAGGAGGAACGGCAGCAAAGGGAAGAAUGGAUUAG
Penicillium longicatenatum is the source of this 276-nucleotide messenger RNA. RefSeq lists its product as uncharacterized. Lineage: Eukaryota; Fungi; Ascomycota; Eurotiomycetes; Eurotiales; Aspergillaceae. Bases 1 to 276 code for a protein of 91 amino acids. The record is from RefSeq and is a predicted model, not a curated record. The transcript has a single exon.